UGUUCGUUGGUUGCUCUUAAAUCUUUCUUUUUUAAUUUUCAUCCGAAGGCGGGGUUUCUCAACGACGCGGGUGAAUCCGUAAACACAGUCCUCUCGCUCGGAGACCUCUGCAACUCUCCGGAGCUGUUCAUCCCCGGCGCCAUUCUCACCUUCACCCUCCAAUUCUCAACCAAAAUACCCCAUCAAAUGCAUACCUAGACAUCGCUAUUCGCAGUCCAUCCAUGGGAUAUCCGCUGCCCACCCUUCUCCCAAUUCCUUCCUUCUCCUUUCACAGUCUCUCCUUUUCCUACUGCAUCUUCCCGAAGCCCUUUUCUGUACUCUCAGCCCCUCGUCUCCCUCGCUCUCCCAGGUCAAGGGCGCCUUCUCUGCGUGCCGUAGCUCAAUCCUCUUCCCCCGAAUCCACGCCUUCUAAUUGCCACAUCGUUUCGACCACCUAUUGUUCCGAUGGCAGUGUUUUGUUCCGGUUCGGACAUGCGAGCGAGGUUUCUGGCUUUGUUAAAUCGGAAGAAUCAAUGCUUGCCUGUGGUGGUUUGGUGAGUAAAGAUGCCGGACAAAUUGACGCCGAGGAGGUUUUGAAUGGAGGUCGUGUAACAGAGAUUUUGGUUGAGGAGUUUGAAGGUACGUCGAAAGAGGAGGACAGAUCUCGUUUAGAAAGAAAACAGAGAAGUGGGUCAAAUCAAGUGAAGGCUAACAUUGUCAAUGAGAUUGCUGAAUGCGAGGGAGACAGUGCUGUUUUUGACAGCAUAAAUAGUGUUGCAAAGGCAGGAAGUGAUUUUAUAUUUGACACCAAUCAAAUUUCGGUACAAGAUUCUCACGAAUUAGAAAUGCCUGCUGCUGGUGUGCCCGACAAUGAUUUGCAUAGCCGGAGUAAUUCUUUGGGCUCUGUUGAUGGUCUAGAAUCCAGUGUACAUUCUGAAAUUUUGAGUCAGGAUCCUGUGUCUGAGCUUGAUAGUGUGUUUAAUGUAGAUCAAACGGCUGAUUCUGGUGUGAAGUCUGCAGGAAAUAAUAAGAGUGAAAUUAAUACGCAGACUGUUGCCUUAGGAUCGGAAAAUUUUGAAGAUGAGAGUGAGUAUGAAUCUACGGCUGCAUUAAGGUCUUUGGAGUGUGGCUCCACUAUUGAAGCACCCAUUAGUCAUGCCUUUCAUAAAUGUGAUGAUGGGAAUAUUGAGGUUAAAGAUACACAUCUAUCUGCAACUGCUGAGUAUGGCAGUGCACAUGGAGAUAUGAGGAACGUGAAUGAUAAUAACAGCGGUGAUGUGAUUGAAGUAGAGACGGUAACACUUCCGUUAGACUUGGAACCAAUUCUUGACGAAGAAACAAGUAACGACAUUGUGGAAGAAUGUCUGGGCACAAUUGGAAUUGAAAGGUCAAUAAUGGCAAAAAGAACUGAAGAAGAGGCACAAAGAAUUCAUAAAGCAGAAGUAUCAUUUCCCAAAUUAGUAGAGUUGGAAUUGUCUGAAGAUGCUUUGAAUGGGGACAAAACCUCUGCAGCAGAUCUUUCCCUAUCAUCAGAUUCUGCUUCAUUGCCACAUCCCUUGAAGGCAUUGACUGGUGGAGAGGAGGCAUGUUUUGUUGCUUGCCAGAGCUGGUUAGGUGUGGCUGAUGGAGUUGGUCAAUGGUCCUUAGAAGGGAUUAAUGCUGGACCCUAUGCUCGUGAACUCAUGGAGAAUUGUGAAAAGAUUGUAUCGAACUGCAAUAAUAUUGCAAUUGCUGACUUGAAAGAAGUUCUAUGUCAAAGUGCUGCAACAGCUCAAAUCCCUGGAUCAUCAACAGUUUUGAUUGCUUACUUUGAUGGUCAGGCUCUACAUGUGGCCAGUAUAGGGGACUUGGGGCUUAUCAUAAUAAGAAAUGGUGAUGUAUUUAGAAGAUCUUCUACAAUGCUUCAUGAAUUCAGUUUUUCACUACGGAUUGAAAGAGGGGACGACCCCUCUGGUCUUGUGGAGAAAUACGAAUUUGAUUUGGAUGAGGGAGAUGUGAUUGUUGCUGCAACUGAUGGCCUCUUCGACAACCUGUAUGAUCAAGAAAUAGUUUCAAUCAUUGCCAAGUCAUUACAAUCUGGUUUGAAACCUAAGCAAAUAGCAGAAUUAUUGGCCAUGAGAGCACAAGAGGUGGGGAAGUCUACAUCUGCAAGGAGUCCAUUUGCUGAUGCAGCCCAGGCAGCAGGUUACAUUGGAUAUACUGGUGGCAGGCUUGAUGAUGUUACUGUUGUUGUGGCUUUGGUUGUUAAGAAGUCUAGCUCAGAAACGGGGUAAUUUAUGAUUGGGAAUUAUUUGUAUUAUGGUUACUUUGGGUUGCACCUUAAGCCCAAUGAUUCGGACAGCCUACGGAUUGAUUUCAAUCAUAGUUUGAGGUCACAGAGUUGAGUGAGGCUUGUGCAGCUUUCAUGCUUUUAAUUUAUAUUGAGGGGCAGAGCUGACUCGCUUCUAAUCUUGGUUUAGUCUGAUUUAGUUUGGUUCAAAUUGCGUCAUUCAUCUCAAUGUUAUUUCAUGUCAUUUUUCAGAUCAGCCUGGUAAUGGGUGUCUCAGCGUCGGUCAAACUCGGUUAGGUUGGCUUGUUUGGUCCGUCAUGCUUUGUUCUCUUAUAUCUUCAUUUGUAUUACUAUUGUGAGUUGUAAAUAUUGUUAGUUUAGAAUUCCUCCUGUGUGUGUGUGUGUGAUGCAGUGUGGUUUGGUUUAAUGGACUACGCAAUUCAGGUUAAAUUGACAACUUAAUAUCUCAUAUUUA
Messenger RNA from Malania oleifera, 2723 nucleotides. RefSeq names its product probable protein phosphatase 2C 62. Lineage: Eukaryota; Viridiplantae; Streptophyta; Magnoliopsida; Santalales; Ximeniaceae. The coding region runs from base 222 to 2252 and encodes 676 amino acids. The record is from RefSeq and is a predicted model, not a curated record. The transcript is spliced from 10 exons.